Messenger RNA from Miniopterus natalensis, 240 nucleotides. NCBI's taxonomy places the organism in Eukaryota, Metazoa, Chordata, Mammalia, Chiroptera, Miniopteridae. The record is from RefSeq and is a predicted model, not a curated record.
AUGCCAGCCCGGCUGCCUCACCGGGUGGUGGAAACACGUGACCAUGCCAUUAACAUCCUGCUCGGCUUCUGGACCAGUUUCAUCUGUAGCACCUACAUAGUCCUCACUUGGAACAACAUAAAAAGUGGCCCUGGAGCUAGCUCGUCUUCUGAUUAACCACGCACCAGAAUACAGCAGAACAGAAGGCAAGGACACACGAUAGAGGACCAAAGUCAGGUGCCAGGAGCAGGUGGCAUCUAG